This is a messenger RNA of Alexandromys fortis (reed vole), 4039 nucleotides long. RefSeq names its product zinc finger protein 120-like. The coding region runs from base 244 to 1125 and encodes 293 amino acids. The record is from RefSeq and is a predicted model, not a curated record. NCBI's taxonomy places the organism in Eukaryota, Metazoa, Chordata, Mammalia, Rodentia, Cricetidae. The transcript has 4 exons. Gene Ontology annotation, molecular function: RNA polymerase II cis-regulatory region sequence-specific DNA binding; DNA-binding transcription factor activity, RNA polymerase II-specific. Gene Ontology annotation, biological process: regulation of DNA-templated transcription.
CGCAGCGCUUCCCGCGGCCUCCAGCGCGCAUCCUCCGGCUCCGGGUGGACGGGCGGACCCGAGGUCACCGGCUCGGCGCGAGAGGGAGGCGGCCACGGCGGAGGAGACCUGCAGCCUGCGGGAUCCAGCCGGUCCCCGCUGGGAGAAGGAACCGCAGUGACCUAUGAUGAUGUGCACAUCAACUUCACUAAGGAAGAGUGGGAUUUACUGAAUCCUUCCCAGAAGAAUCUCUUCAAAGAUGUGAUGUUGGAGACAUAUAGGAACCUAACUACUAUAGGAUACAUUUGGGAAGACCUUAACACUGGAGAGCAUUGUCAAUGUUCUAGAAGACAUGCAAGGAUUGAAAGAAAUCAAACUGGAGAGAAGUUUUCAGUAUAUUCUCACUGUGGUAAAGACUUGUCUUAUAACACUCAUCUUCUAAGGAAUGAAAAAAUAAAUAGCAGAGAAAAAUGCUGUGAAAUUCAGCAAUGUGAUGAAGUUUUUUCUUAUCACAAUCAUCUUGAAUUGCAUAAAAGAACACACACCGGAGAGAAACCCAAUGAAUAUGCUCAAGAUGAUAAAGACUUUCUUUAUGAUACUCAUCAAAGUCAUAAACGAACACAUACUGGAGAGAAAUCAUAUGAAUGUAAUCUGCAUGGUAAGGUCUUUGCUGAUCACAGUCAUCUUCAAAAGAUUAAAAGAAUAUAUACUAGAGAGACACCCUAUGAAUAUAAUCAAUGUGGUAAACCCAUUGCUCAAUGUACUGUUUUUCAAACACAUAAAAGAAUACAAACUGGAGAAAAACCAUAUGAUUGUAAUCAGUGUUGUAAGGCCUUUGCACAUCAUAAUCAUCUUCAAUUGCAUAAAAGAACACAUACUGGAGAGAAACCUUAUAAAUGGAAUCAGUGUGGUAAGGCCUUUGCAGCUCAGAGUAGUCUUCAAACCCAUAAAAGAACAAAUACUGGAGAUAAACACUAUGAAUGUAAUCAGUGCAGUAAGGCCUUUGCAUACCACAGUAAUCUUCAAAGCCAUAAAAGAACACAUACUGGAGAAAAACCCUAUGAAUGUAAUCAGUGUGGUAAGGCCUUUGCACAACAUGGUACUCUUCAAAUGCAUAGAAGAACACAUACUGGAGAGAAACCCUAGGAAUGAUAUCUGUGUGAUAAGGCCUUUGCAGACCCCUGUACUCUUAUAAGGCUUAAAAUGUAACAUACUCUAGAGAUACCUGUGAAUGGAAUGUGCUAAUUUUUUUCACAGUCAUCUCCAAAUACAUUAUAUGAGCCCUUUUGUAGAGAAACUCUGAAGUUAAUUUGUGUAUUUUUCAAAAACAUGAGAAAAAAAAUCUUACUGUAAUGAAACUCUAUAAAUGAAUUCAGUGUCAUAAUGUUUUGUGCUUCACAGAAGAGUAAGACUUUGUGUGUAGUCAUCUGAGAAAGCUUGUGCAUAUUAUCAUAAUCUUUUGGACCUCAGGAAAAAACUGGUGGCUUAUUUUAAAUUGUUCUUUCAGAUGUUAAGCCACUUACAGUCAGUUAAUCAAAAUCAGUUAUUGUGUAGAAAAAAGUUUCAUAAUGUCAACAACUUGUUUAUGCAUCAUUAUACCUCUCUUUAUUUUAGUUUGAAUCAGCAAAGUAAUGGAUAAAACCUUAUUGGUUACAGGAAGGGUGUUCCAACUUUGGUCUUCAAACCAGAGCCAAAGGAAAGAACUUUGUCUCUGAAUCUAGAACUGGAUAAUGAAACAACAACUCCCUGAAAAUAGCCAAAACAUUAAAAAGGCCCAGUGAAAGAAACACAAUUUGGCUCUCAAACCAGAACCAUAAAAUCCUAAAAAGUUUCAACAAUUUUUUUUAAGCUCAAAGGAUACCAUUAACUGAAAUUUGAGAGGCAUGAAGAGUCAAACCUCCCAUAUGUUUACUUGUAUAUUUUGUAUAAAAGUAACCUUAGAAGUUGGGGGUAUAAUUAUGGUUAUCAGAAGAUUGGGAGUGGUCAUCAGGAAGGUAGAUAGAAGGUGGUUACAAGGAAUAUUUUCUGAAAAAGAAAGAUGUCUUGAAGUAAUAAAUGAUAGUAACAUUACCCUUAACAGUAGCCACAAAUAUAAAAUAUUAUGGAAUUGCCAACUAGAGAAGUGAAAGGACUGUAGGAAAAGAAUAUUAAAUCCUUAAAGAAGACACCAGAGAAUGGGAAGAUGUCCCUUGCCCUUGUUAAUUAGAAAUCAACAUAGCAGUCUAAAGGCUCAAUACCAUUCCCAUGUAAAUAUCAGAAAAAUUCUCCAGAGAUCUCAAAAUAAAAACAAUCAACUUCAUAUAGAAAAGCCAAAAAAAAUGCAGGAUAGCCAAAACAAUCCUACAUAAAAAAUAAUUUCUGGAGGCAUCAUAUUUCAUGACUUCAGAUGACUACAGAGCUACAGUACUGAAGAGAGCCUGGUGUUGGCACAAAAACAGAUAGGAGGACUAAUGGAACUGAUUCUAAGACCCAGAUAUCAAUCCACUCGUGAUUUUUGACAAAGCACCAAAAACUAUAAAAUGGAGAAAACAUAUUUAACAAGUGGUGCUGGCUUAACUGAAUAUCAGUGUGGGAGAGAAUGAAAGUAGAUCCACAUCUAUCAUCAUGAACAAAACUCAAGUCCCAAUGGAUCAAAGACUACAACAUAAAGACAAACACACUGAACUACAUAAAACAGAAUAUUGGAAGUACACUUGAACACAUUGGUAAAGAGGACCACUUUCAAAUUAUAACCCCAGGCAUCACAGACACUGAGAAAAAUAAUAAAUGAGAUCUCCUGAAGCAAAAGUUUCUGUAAAACAAAGGACAUGAUCAACAAUACAAAAAAAAAUUUUUCUGUAGUAUGGGAAAAGAUAUUCACCUACCUCACAUUGGACAGAAGACUGAUCUUCAGAACAUACAAAGAACUUAAAUAACUGGUAUCAAAAAACAGAAUACUCCAAUAAAAAUGGAGUACAGACCUAAAUAAAAAACUUUUAGCAUAUGAAUCUAAAAUGAGCGAGAGACACUUAAGGAAAUUUCCAAACUACUUAGUCAUUAGAGAAAUAAAAAUUAAAACAAAUCUGAUAUUCCUCUUACAUCUGUAACAAUAGGCAAGAUCAAAACACUGAUGACAAUUUAAGCUGGAGAGGAUGUGGAGUUAAGGGAACACUCCUCCAUUGCUGAUGGGGUUACAAACUGAGUCAGCUACUUUGGAUAUCAGUAUGGUUAUUCCGUAGAAAAUUAGGUAGCCACCUGUCUGGUUGUGAGGCAUGGCUUUAAUACCUGCGCUUGGGAGGCAGAAAUAGAUCUCUGUGACUUCAAAGCCAACCUGGUCUACAAGAGCUAGUUCCAGGACAGGCUACAAAGCUAAAGACAAACCUUGUCUUGGAAAACCAAAACUUAAAAAAAAGGAAUGAAAGAAAAUUAGGAAACAACUUAUCUUAAAACCCAGUCAUGCCCUUUGGAUAUGUACUCAAUGGAUGCUCAAUCAUACCACAAGGACAAAUGCUCAACUGUGUUCACAGCAACAUUGUCAGAGCCAGAACCUGAAAACAACCCCUCCACUGAAGAAUGGACAAAGAAAUUGUGGUAUAUUAACACAAUGGAGUACUACACAGUGGAUAAAAACAAUUGCAUCUUGAAAUUUAGGUGCAAAUUUAUGAUCUAGAAAAUAUAAAAGAGUGAGUUAACCCAGAACCAGAAAGAAAACUAUAUGUACUCACUCCUAAGUGGCUUUUAGACAUAAAACAGAGGACAGUCAGCCUACAAUUCACAAUGCCCAGAACAUAUACAACAAAGAGGAAACAACAGAGACAUACAUAAAUCUAUUCUACAUAGGACAUAGAGAAAGACAAGACCUUAGUAAAUUUGGAACAUGUGAAUCAUGGGAGAAGGGGAGGGAAAAGGAAAGGAGAGUAGUGGAUAAAUAUAUAGUUGAAUAAAAACAAUUAAAAAAAUCCUUGAUACACAGCUGUCCAUGGGUGAAUUAUAUAAAGUGAUAGUAUAAAACGAAUAACUGAAAUAUGGAAUUUUGCUUAAUUUUGUAGCUGAAUAAAAUACUUCCUCUUGCUAAGGCAAA